AUGGAGACCAGCGACACCAGACUCUUGAUGUUGAUGCUGCUGCUGCUGCUGCUGGUCGACCUCAGCUGCUUCGCUCAUGACGCUUUUCCUCGUAUCAGCCCAGACAGACUUCAGUUCUACGAGUUUGAAGCCUUCACAGUGAACUGUGAGCUUGAUGCUGUCGCUGAGUGGACAGUGAAGACGGAUCACGCUGCUUCAGCAGGUUCUUCACCCUGUGACGCAGCAGCUCCAUCCUGCUCCAUCGACCCUGCUCUCAACAAACACACUGGAGGAUAUUGGUGUGAAAACGAGGAGGGACAGAGAAGCGGCGCCGUGGGCAUCGCUGUCACCGCUGGGUCUGUGAUCCUGGAAAUGUCUGCUCACCCUGUGCUUCAGGGACACGACGUGACCCUUCACUGUCGCAACAAGAAAACUGGGUCACAACAAACCGUUGAUUUCUACAGAAAUGAGUCGCGUCUGGAAACGACCUACAACAAGAACACGCUGAGCAUCAGCAGCGUUUCCACGUCUGAGGAGGGAUUCUACAGCUGCAGCAUCUCAGGAGCUGGAGCCUCUCCACAGAGCUGGCUGGCUGUGGUGAAUCACAGUCUGACUUCUGCUGAGGAUCAGUCUUCCUCGGACCCGUCUGACGGGUCCUUCCUGCUCUGGACCGCUGUCACGGCUGCGUUGGUUCUGCUGCUGCUGCUGCUGGUUGUCGGUCUAUGUCUCUGUAAGAAGCACAAAGCUUUGCUGUGUGGACGCAGAGACGACGGCGCUGCUGCAGAUCAGCAAACAUACGCUGUCAUCAACAGUCAAAGGAACCAAACAGGUCUGGAUUCAGACAUUGUGACGUACGCUGCUGUAAAAAAGCCAAAGAGGAGACGAGAGACACAAUCAUCCAAGUCAUCAUCAGACGACUGCGCCGUCUACUCAGUGAUCAGCGUUUAGCAGCAGAUGAGGAAGAGGAAGCAGAGACUGGAACUGAGAGAAACCUCAUCAAAGAGAAAGUAGAAUUUACAACAGCUCAUCACACGAUAUCAGGCUCCAAAGAUGAAACUAGUGACAGUUCACCAGCACUGAACAACUGAGACAAAGGUUCUGUCAAAUGAA
Molecule: messenger RNA, 1089 nt
Organism: Betta splendens (Siamese fighting fish)
Lineage: Eukaryota; Metazoa; Chordata; Actinopteri; Anabantiformes; Osphronemidae
Exons: 8
Coding region: 1-927 (308 amino acids)
Biological process (GO): cell surface receptor signaling pathway
Molecular function (GO): transmembrane signaling receptor activity
Source: RefSeq, a predicted model, not a curated record